GCUGGCUGCUCUUUUCCGGAUGCCUUGACCUCUGCCGUCCACCGAGUCGACGAAGAGCGGAUCCAGAGCGGGUUGUUGGCGCUGCCUUUGUACUACUACUCGGUGCUCAGCACUCGGACAAAAAACCUCGUAACGCCGAGCUCGAGAGUUCUUGCGACGGCUCUUCGGUUCUGGAGUAUUGCAAAUGGCCUAAGGGCCCAGGACCCCGCCGCGCGAAUCCGUGGGUGGAACGAGGCGAAGCCAGCCAUGGUCGCAGAAGCAGUCGCAGAGCGAGAAGAGCGGAAGGAACGCACUGGCCGACGACGCCGACUCUGGAUGGCCCUGGUGCAG
Symbiodinium sp. CCMP2456 is the source of this 330-nucleotide messenger RNA. The record is from the annotation of a GenBank genome assembly. NCBI's taxonomy places the organism in Eukaryota, Dinophyceae, Suessiales, Symbiodiniaceae.